AAAAACGCACGGCGGCCGGCUGGGCUCUGCGUAGUGGUGAAAGUCGCAAAGCUGGAGACGAAGCGGAGUCGGUAGAGGCAGGUGGCGGUUCACAAGUGUCUUAGUUUUUUGUAACCAUGGUGGGAGAAGACAAUAUAUCUCUAAGAAAUCGCCGAGCUACAUACAGCACUGCAGAAGAGAAAGAUGGCUUACCAAGCAGGUUGGAAGAGGACUGGCCACUCUCUAAAUCAAGUAAUGGUCGAAUUGAUGUUGACCAUGCAAUAACAAGAAAGAUGCGUCUUUUAACAGAAGCAGAGCAGUUGAAGCCAGCAUUCAUGAAAGGUGUGGACAAGCAUUUUACUGAAGUUGUCAAUAGUUUGAUUGCAAACUCUGUGCUGCUGGAAUCUUCCCCAGCUGCUUUUCCAGAGAAAGACAGUCUCAAAAUCAAGGGAACAAGAGCACCUCCAGAACAUGGAAAAGUUUUCAUUCCCAGAAAAUCUCUCUUGGAUGAGUUAUUUGAAGUGAAUCAUAUCCGGACCAUCUACCACAUGUUUAUUGCUCUCCUCGUUUUGUUCAUCCUCAGCACACUUGUGGUGGACUACAUUGAUGAGGGAAGGCUUGUGCUAGAAUUUGAUUUCCUCGUUUACUCUUUUGGCAAAAUUUCUAUCGUCGCUCCAACUUGGCUUUGCAUGUUCUUCUCCACGUUACUUGUGCCCUACGUCCUCUUUGUCCGGUGGGCCCAGGGGUUCCAUAGCUCCUCCCACAAGAUCAUCUAUUCCACUUUAUUUGGGGCACUGUUUGUGAUUUUCCAAACAGUCUGUCUUGGAUUUGGACCAAUUUACAUUGUAUUGGUUUAUGAUCUACCGCCAGCCUCUCGUUUUAUAAUUAUACUUGAACAGGUACGCCUUGUGAUGAAAGCUCACUCUUUCGUCAGGGAGAAUGUUCCCCGAAUAGUCUCUGCUACUCCUCAAAGCUCAAAUUCUUUUCAUCUUCCUAAAGUUUCCCAGUACCUGUAUUUUCUUUUUGCUCCCACUCUUAUUUACCGAGAUCAAUAUCCCAGAACACCCACAGUAAGAUGGAGCUAUCUGGCUACCAAGAUUGCACAGAUUCUUGGUUCAUUGUUCUAUGGUUACUACAUAUUUGUAAGACUCUGUAUUCCGAUGUAUCGGAAUUAUAGCCUGGGACACUUCAGUCUACGUGGACUAGUUCUUUGCAUCUUCAACUCUAUUCUUCCAGGUGUAUUGAUUAUGUUCCUGACCUUCUUUGCAUUCCUUCAUUGCUGGCUUAAUGCUUUUGCUGAGGGGCUCCGCUUUGCUGACAGAAUGUUUUAUAAGGACUGGUGGAAUUCUACAUCUUUUUCAAACUAUUACCGAACCUGGAAUAUCGUAGUACAUGAUUGGCUGUAUUACUAUGCCUACAGAGAUUUCCUUUGGUUCUUUGGGAAAAAAUUCAAAGCAGUUGCUAUGCUGUCAGUUUUCGUGGUUUCUGCUGCGGUACAUGAAUAUAUCCUGGCCAUUUGUUUGGGCUACCUGUAUCCAGUCAUGUUCUUCUUGUUCCUGUGCUUUGGAAUGGUUUUCAACUUCAUUCUCCAUGACCGGCGGAAAAACCCCAUUUUUAACAUCUUCAUGUGGACAUCUCUCUUCCUUGGCCAAGGUGUCCUUAUUUGCCUUUAUGGGCAAGAGUUAUAUGCCCGUCAGUAUUGUCCCAGAGAAAAUCCAACUUUUCUGGAUUAUGUGAAACCACGUUCUUGGUCUUGCCAUCUUAAGAUAUGAAGACCUCUGAGAAUUAUUUUUAGAACAAUAUUAGAAGAUGCUCUGUAGUCAAACAAUAACAAACUGGGUCCAGUGAUAUAAAUGAGUUGAGCCUUCUUUUAUAAGAAAUUGUAUGUAUUUCUGGAAAAUGAUGGCAUUUUGGCACACAAGGCAGCUAAACUUGUCCAAGGCUCAAUAGGUGUUUCUCAUUCCAAGCUCAUUCCAAUAUGAGUCAUUUCCAUGCUGGUCAUGAAAUAUGCUAAAAGGUUAGUGAAGAAAUUUCUAGUUAAAUUUUGCCUAUUGCAAAUAGUUCUCUAUGUAUUAUUCCUUUUACCUACUAUUUCCUUAAAAAGUAGUUUUCUGUGAUCUGGAUAAUAGUGACCAUUUGCAUAAGUCUUCGGUCAGAAUCACACUUGAAAUGGGAUACUUGAACAGUAUUUGUACUACAGAAUGAAGAGGCCAGCUGCUGCUUUUGUCCAGAACCUGAGAAAAAAACAUUCAUGUCUACUCACAUUGGGCUUAGGGAAAAAUGAGGAAAAAUUAAGAUACCUUUGUAAUUUUUUGUUAUUUCUUAAACCAUAUCAUAAAGGAUUGCUGAGAUAUGUUGCUGAGGGCCCUCUUGGGUGGUGAGUCAAAGACAUCCUGCCCUUGUAAGUGAAUGUAUUGAUACCUGGUUUAGAUCACCUGCAACAUGUGGGCUUUUCCUGUAAUAGUAAUUAUAUAAAUAUGUCAUUUCGACGGAUGCAGCCAUGCAACGAAUAUUUGUAGAAAUUGUAAUUUGGCCUAAGGUAUAUAAAAGUUGGGCAUGAUCCAACACUGCUUUGAAGGGUAAAAUUACUGCCUGUAUGAAUAAUGUAUUGUGAAAAAUAUGUCUAAUGUUCUGCUUUGACAUCUUUCAGUAUUUUUCUUUCAAAUUAAAGAAAACCUAGUGUUAUUGGCUGUACCGUGUAGUACUUCCUUUGAUGCUUAGUUUCUUAAUAAUCUGGCAACACGGAGUGGCCACUUACUACCAUGUUCAUUUAUCUUUGGAUUUUUGAACUGUUAACAGAAGAACAUAUUAAAUACUAAAAUAUGUUGUAAAUUACAUUACAGGCUUAUAGCAAAGUUAUUAGGGAUAGCCUUGGGGGUUCCAUUAACAUUCAGACUAGGACCAGUUUCUGUAAUAAUGAUGUGUUCUGCUGAAUAUCACAGAAUUUAAAACAAAAUGUGUUUAAAGCUUUCCUUCCCUCUUUAGGUUAAGGCCAAUUUAAAUGUGAUAUUAUAAACCCAGUUAACAAUUGUAUGAGACUUUAAAAAAAAAAGCCUGUCAUGAAAGGUAGAUUUUAUACAACCUCUCUUAUUUGUUAGGAUCUCAGUUUGAAGACUUUAUAAGUGAAGCCCUCUUUGUUUACAAUCAUAGGCAGUUUUUCCCUGUAUUGGUAAAAAUUCAGACAGACAGCAGAUAUAGUUUCAUACAUUAGAUUCCUGUGAGCUAGUCUGUCUCAAUUAUGAGCAUACUAUCUUCAAUAUUGAAUCUUUUACAAACAUCUUUAAUAUGUGGUCAUAAUGCCCAUUAUUUUUACAUUCUUUAUUGAUUAUCUCUGCAGUGAUACAGAACAUAAUUAGUAUUGAAGAAAUGAGAAAAAGUGUUGCCUUGAAAAGCUUCAGUGUUCCAGUUAAAAUAGCAGUUUGCUCAGUAAGAUUCCUUUGAAAGUAAUAAUGGGGUGGAUUAGGUAUGGAACACCCUGAGACAUAAUUCUGCCAAUGUGACACAUAAUCACUAUAUUGAUAGCUGACAGUUAAUACCCUACAGGGCUGAUAGAGCCUAUAGAUAAGUAUUAGAGACCUCUGGUUCUCUAGUCAGUGUGAACAAUUCACAAGGCAUUGGGCUGUGAUUCAGAGUAAAUAAAAAAAGUUGGAGAUGGGGAAAAUAAAUACAGUUUGUAUAUAUUUGAGGUCUUGCCUUAAUUGAUUCAUAGUUUGCUAGUGCAUUAUAGAUGCUGGUUGUUGUUCUCUUGUUUUGUCUAAUUUUGUGAAACUGAACUCAUAUAGCACUUGUUUUCUGUAGUAUAACUUUAAUUACUUAACUAAAGUGAUUUAACCUAACUAGAGAACACCAGACUCAACUCUUUCAGGAUAAAAGCAGCUUAAUAAAGCAGCUUAAUAAAAGGGCAACUGGUAGAUUUUCAUUCUGCAAAAAUAUUUUAAUUAUCCUUUAUUUUCUUAAAAUUCAACAGACCGAUUUCAAUACUCUGUUUUAAAAAAAUUCUUAGAAGAUGACAAACUGAAAGAAACCUUGGAACAUUUGAUAUAAGAUUUACAUGAUUGAUAUAAAUUAAAUCAUUAAAUCAUCUCAUUUUAAUAGAAAGUUUCACACUGAAAGUUUUCACACUGAAACCAGCUUUUCCUAAAAAAAAUAUUGUAUAUGUUUUAAGAAUUGCUGGAAUGCUUGUAUUUAUAUUUGGUAAUUAUGUUAUGGACAAAUCAAAUAACAUUUACAGAAAGAAUACUGAAUUUGCUAUUUUGAAAUAA
This is a messenger RNA of Protobothrops mucrosquamatus (brown spotted pit viper), 4241 nucleotides long. RefSeq names its product sterol O-acyltransferase 1 (gene SOAT1). Gene Ontology annotation, cellular component: endoplasmic reticulum membrane. Lineage: Eukaryota; Metazoa; Chordata; Lepidosauria; Squamata; Viperidae. Gene Ontology annotation, molecular function: cholesterol binding; fatty-acyl-CoA binding; cholesterol O-acyltransferase activity. Bases 117 to 1751 code for a protein of 544 amino acids. The transcript is spliced from 16 exons. Gene Ontology annotation, biological process: cholesterol efflux; cholesterol metabolic process. The record is from RefSeq and is a predicted model, not a curated record.